Messenger RNA from Gymnogyps californianus (California condor), 7044 nucleotides. It is a transcript of the gene UBE2O, whose product is annotated as ubiquitin conjugating enzyme E2 O. NCBI's taxonomy places the organism in Eukaryota, Metazoa, Chordata, Aves, Accipitriformes, Cathartidae. The record is from RefSeq and is a predicted model, not a curated record.
AUGGCGGACCAGCCCGCUGAGGCGGCCCCGGCCCCCGGCCCCGGCCCCCCCGCCGCCCUGCCCCUGCCGGCCCCGCCGGGCGGCUCGCAGCGCCUCCUCUUCUCCCACGACCUGGUGUCGGGCCGCUACCGCGGCUCGGUGCGGUUCGGCCUGGUGCGCCUCAUCCACGGCGAGGACUCCGACUCGGAGGAGGAGGAGGGCGGACGCGGGACCGGCGGCGGCGCCGCCAGCUCGGGAGGCUCCGAGUCGGGAGGCCCGGGGGCCGGCGGCGCGGAGGAGGGCCGCGCCAGCCCGCUGCGGCGGGGCUACGUGCGGGUGCAGUGGUACCCGGAGGGCAUCAAGCAGCACGUCAAGGAGACCAAGCUGAAGCUUGAAGAUCGCUCUGUGGUCCCUCGAGAUGUGGUCAGACAUAUGAGCUCCAGUGACAGCCAGUGUGGAACUGUAAUUGAUGUCAACAUAGAGUGUGCUGUGAAGCUGGUAGGAACCAACUGCAUCCUCUACCCUGUCAACAGCAAAGACCUGCAACAUAUCUGGCCUUUCAUGUAUGGUGACUACAUAGCCUAUGACUGCUGGCUGGGCAAGGUCUAUGAUUUGAAGAACCAGGUCAUCCUCAAGCUUUCCAAUGGAGCCAGGUGUUCUAUGAGCACAGAAGAUGGAGCCAAGCUGUAUGACGUUUGUCCUCACGUCAGUGACUCGGGUCUCUUCUUUGAUGAUUCAUACGGCUUUUAUCCUGGGCAAGUCCUCAUUGGGCCUUCUAAAGUCUUCUCCAGUGUGCAGUGGCUCUCGGGUGUGAAGCCUGUUCUGAGCACAAAGAGCAAGUUCAGAGUGGUGGUGGAAGAGGUACAGGUGGUAGAACUAAAGGUUACUUGGAUCACUAAAAGCUUCUGUCCUGGAGGUACUGACAGUGUGAGCCCUCCUCCCUCGGUGAUCAGCCAGGAGAACCUGUCCAGAGUAAAGCGUCUGGGGUGCUUUGACCAUGCCCAAAGGCAGCUCGGGGAAAGGUGCCUCUAUGUGUUCCCGGACAAAGUGGAACCUGCAAAAAUCACCUGUGAAUGCCCUGAGAGGAACUGUGUCCUGGGUGAAGGAUCAGUUGCCAAAAAGGUGAGGCGGCUGCUGAAGAAGCAGAUAGUGAAGAUCAUGUCGUGCUCCCCGGAGUCUCAGGGUACCAGUGAAACCACUGACAAAGAGUCUGCUGCAGCUGCUGACCAAAAAUCAGAAGAGCUUAAGCCUGGGUCAAAGUGUGAGCUGGAUGACUCUUCCAACAGUGCACUGAGUCCUGGGGAGAGAAAGGAGGAGCAGCCUGAAGAAACAGGGAAGGAGAAGGGGGGAGCAGCAGCGCGACAGCAGCAGCCUCCCUUUCUGCUGAAAGACGAAGGAUCGUCCGACUACCGGCUUCAGUCCAUGGAGCAAGAUGCUGAUGAUGAGGCAGCUGAUGACACUGAUGACACUAGCUCUGUCACCUCUUCUGCUAGCUCCACUGCCUCGUCCCAGAGUGGCAGUGGCACUGGCCGCAAGAAGAGCAUCCCUCUUUCCAUCAAAAACUUGAAGCGGAAGCACAAGAAGAAGAAGACCAAGAUUUCACGAGAGUUUAAGCCAGGAGACAGGGUUGCUGUAGAAGUGGUGACCACGAUGACUUCAGCUGACGUGAUGUGGCAGGAUGGCACUGUGGAGACAAACAUUCGCUCCAAUGAGCUGAUUCCAGUCCAUCAUCUGGACAACAACGAGUUCUGCCCUGGGGAUUUUGUGGUGGACAAAAGAGCUCAGAGCUCCCAGGACCCCGGGUUAUAUGGAGUCGUGCAGUCUGGUGACCAUAUUGGCCGUACCUGUGUGGUGAAGUGGUUCAAGUUGAAAUCCAGCGGAGACGAUGUGGAGCUGAUCGGGGAGGAGGAGGAUGUGAGUGUGUAUGAUAUUGCUGAUCAUCCAGACUUUCGCUUCCGCACUACUGACAUUGUGAUUCGCAUUGGCAACUCAGACGGAGCCACAGCUAAGGAAGAUGAGCCUUCGGUCGGACAGGUGGCUCGCGUGGAUGUCAGCAGUAAAGUGGAAGUGGUGUGGGCUGAUAACUCCAAGACUAUCAUUCUGCCUCAGCACUUAUACAAUAUUGAAUCAGAAAUUGAGGAGUCAGACUACGAUUCUGUUGACGGCAGCACCAGCGGGGCAUCCUCUGAGUGGGAGGAUGAAAGCGACAGCUGGGAGACAGACAAUGGCCUCAUGGAAGACGACCACCCAAAAAUUGAGGAGUUAGAGCCUGAGGAGCCGGCAGCAGAGGAGGUGAAAAAAGUAGAGGAACAAGUCCAGGGAGCUGUGGCUAUGGCAGUUGCAGAUCUUGCUGCAGAGAAAGCUGGCAAGGACGGAGCCCCAAAGAGCUUCCGGGAACUAAAGGAGGCCAUCAAGAUCUUGGAAAGCCUGAAAAAUAUGACUGUGGAGCAGCUGCUGACUGGCUCUCCCACCUCCCCAACUGUGGAGCUGGAAAAACCCACUCGGGAGAAGAAGUUCUUGGACGAUAUUAAAAAGCUGCAGGAAAAUCUAAAGAAGACCUUGGAUAAUGUGGCUAUUGCAGAGGAGGAAAAGAUGGAAGCCAUGGUGGAGACGGAGAAGAAAGAAGAAAAAGCAGAGGCACAGACACCGGUGAGGUCGGAGUGGCCCAGCGAGACACCAGUGCUCUGCCAGCAGAGUGGAGGCAAGCCUGGAGUGACCUUCACCAGUGCCAAGGGAGAAGUCUUCUCUGUGUUGGAGUAUGCUCCAGAUACCCAUGCCUUCAAGAAAAUGGAGUUCCAGCCCCCAGAAGCAAAGAAAUUCUUUAGCACCGUGCGGAAAGAGAUGGCUCUCCUGGCCACCUCCCUGCCUGACGGCAUCAUGGUUAAAACCUUCGAGGAUCGAAUGGAUCUCUUCUCAGCACUUAUAAAAGGGCCCACGCGCACGCCCUAUGAAGAUGGCCUCUUUCUCUUCGAUAUCCAGCUCCCCAACAUCUACCCUGCUGUCCCGCCUCUCUUCCGCUACCUCUCCCAGUGCAGUGGGAGACUGAAUCCCAACCUGUACGACAACGGCAAAGUGUGUGUCAGCCUCCUGGGGACGUGGAUAGGCAAGGGGACAGAAAGGUGGACCAGUAAAUCCAGCCUCCUUCAAGUACUCAUCUCCAUCCAAGGUCUCAUCCUAGUGAACGAGCCCUACUACAACGAGGCGGGCUUUGACAGCGACCGGGGCCUCCAGGAGGGCUAUGAGAACAGUCGCUGCUACAAUGAGAUGACCCUGAUCCGGGUGGUGCAGUCCAUGAUGCAGCUGCUGCGCAGGCCGGUGGAAGUCUUUGAGCACGAAAUCCGCGAGCAUUUUCGCUGCAACGGCUGGCGCCUGGUGUCCCGCAUCGAGUCCUGGCUGGAGACGAACGAGCUGGUGGAGCGGAGCCACGAACAGGCCAACGGGGCGGAUUCUGCCUCCCUUCUCUCUGCCUGCGGCACCCUGGCCGAGAGCCCAGGAGACAAUGCGGGAUCGCUGGGGGAGUACGGCAGCAGCUCGGAGCAGGGGGCCGCCGCCGAACUUUCCGACUCGGCGCUCGAUGGGAAGGAGGAGCUGGACGAGUCGGAGUUCACAACCUCGACGCCCAACGCUGGUGAUCUCCAACAGUACUCAGACUCGGAGAGCACAGGCCAAGCCAGGGGGGUAGACCUGGCCAGAGACCGAACGGACGAGGGGAAGGCUGCCCAGGACUCUGCCUUGCAGCCUAGUGUGAAACCAAAGAAAAGGAGAAAGAGCUACAGGAGUUUCCUUCCGGAGAAGAGCGGUUACCCUGAUAUUGGGUUCCCCCUCUUCCCUUUGUCCAAGGGGUUCAUUAAAAGCAUCCGCGGUGUCUUGCAGCAGUACCGGGCUGCCUUAGCAGGGGCCAACAUCCCAGAGUGGACAGAGGACAAAUAAACCGUCAGGUUAGGGACAGGCAGGUGCAGGGGAGAAGGGAAAGCAGCAGAAAGGAAAUUGGGAAAUGCUGUUACCAGUAAACUGGCUUCUCCUUCCAGCUUUUCUUCCUCAGCUUGGUUUGUUCCAAAGAAGGUCUUAGGCCUGAUUGCUCCUCCGAGGAAAGGUUCUCUAAGCAUGAGUAACUCCUUAAACCCAGCCCUUCUUCCUUCCCCCAGUCCCAUGUACAUGCUCCUCUUGCGAGUUUGACCCUGCAAUGGUAAGAUUUGAGACCUGCACAGAAGCAGGCUUGCAGCCACGUUCCCUCUGCACUUUCAUCUUGGGGCACCUUUCCACACAAGGACUCUUCCCACCCAGCGCUACACCCAGCAGUUUGUUCUGGUGGGGUUCAAGCCAGGAGAAGUGAUUGCUGUAGUAUCUGGAAGUGAAGGGCAAUGCCCUCCCAGUCUUUCAUUUUUCUCUGCGUUACCAUGGGUUUUAUGAAGUCUACCCCAGCUUAUAUGUACUUAGACAUUGGAUUGUGUUUGCAUUGAAGUUGUCUACACCAUACGGAGUUGCUCUAGUCUUAGUUGUUCACCGAUAGCUACGAGGUUCUCCCGAUCAGGACUUGGUAGGCAGAACCAGAGCUUUGCGCUGGCACUUGCGCUGCCGGGUUUCCAUCCAGUUCUGCAGCUUCUGGUCGGUCUUCUGGAAGCAAUUCUAGCCAUCCCCACUUCUUUUUCUCCAGAGUAAGGCAAACUUCCCUUUCCCCACCAUGCAUGCCUGUCUUCUAGAAAUACAUGGGAUUCAGGGUUCUGCCCUUAUUACUUAGGUAUCCGCAUCUUUGUUCCCAGCCAUCCUGGCUGUCACACAGCACUACACCUAACCCUGGAUCCCGUCCUCGCCUGGGCAGGCGGCAGGGAGUGAUCUUGGGGCAUAUUGUAGAUCUAGCAGCUAGUCUGGAUGGUGAACCUGGCAUGGCUGCUGCUUCUCCGUCGUUUGGCUGUAGAUGGGUAUUUCAGAGCUGUUUGAGCCAGGGUUACCCAAGGGAAAGGAGCUGUCGUGUCGUGACGAGGUCCUGUUGUAGCAGCAGCAGUUUAUGACCGUUCCUGUGCUGUUACUCAGCCAGCAACUGGUGCACAUCAGACACUGGUGCGGACCGUUAUCAGUUCCUUCCCUUGCCAGCCAUUUCCCAUGGUGGCCUGGGUCCGCUGUGGCCAGCAGCGACGUGGGCACAGUACAUACUAUCCCUGAUCUCAGCUGCAGCGCUGCUGUGCUGCUCUGGGAAAUGGCUGGUGAAAUCAGCCCGUGUUUCAGCAGCGAGAGCUGCCUGAGCUGGUGACCGUGAGCACUUUGAAGCAGUGACUUGCCAGAGUCUCCUGGUCAAGACACCUUCCUGAAGCCUCUUUUUCUGUGUGCACGCACUUACUUGCACUUCUGGAGCUGGGAGAUCGCACUCCAGCACUACUGCAUUUGCCCAAUGUUUAGGCAUUGGAGAAGCACCCACUUCGCAUCCAUGUGGAGCACAGUCUGUCAGGGAGAGUCCGUUGGUCCUUCCAGCCAGCACAGGGAGCCGGUGGUGCCAGGCUUCCCGGGGAGGGGUCGAGCUGAGCGGUCGGCUCUGCCAGAAGUAAGGAUGGAGACAAAACUCUCCUUUUGCUCUUGCUCAAUGUGGCUGUGUGCGUUUCCCCCCCACCCGGGCCAGGAUCUGGCCUUCUCAUUUUGAAACGGAGAACAGCAGGCGAAUCUUGGCAUGUUUGCGUGCUGCUUUCUGCUCCUUGAAACACCAGGGUCUGCACCCACUGGCCCAAAUCCCCCCACCCAGCUCCCUGCGCUUGUUAUUUCCAGCUGCCCCUGCGAUGCUCCGGAGCCAGGGGGGCUGGCUGCGCAAAGCCCUUCUUGUGUCACCAUCCACUGCCGGGAUUUUGGAGGGCACGUCCAGCUCCCGGAGCUCUGGAGGAAGCAGGGCUUGGCUGUGAACGACGACCUGGGCCUGCAGAGCUCUCUAAGCACUGGUCUGCGGGUGGAUCGCCUGCGCAGCAGCGCUGGCCCUGCUCCAGCGCCGGGAGGCCUCCCUGCCCGGCAGGCAGGAGGUCUGGCAGCGUGGCAGACCCCCACCCCGGGGUGCAGAGAGAUGCUUUGAGCCGCAGGCAGGGCAGUGCGAACCGCGUGCGUAACUCCCGGCUGCUUUCUGGCUGUGUGGCUGGUGCUAAAUGAAUGAAUCCCUUUGAGCGAGGAGCGGGGUCUCCAAAAUAUAAAGGGCUGAUUGGGGCAGAGGGGUGAGGCUGUUGCUUCAGGGAAGGGGAAGGGCAGGCACAGAGAGGCUUGUUCCACAAAUGAUUAAACCUCUUACUCACCAGACAAAAUUGCGGUUGGCGAUCUACAGAUUCGACUUCCUCCAUCCCCUGUGCUGGGCUGUGGCUGUCCUUAGCCCUGCCGGCCAGGGAGGGAGGGAGAAAACCCUUGAUGGCCGAGCUGUGGCUGGGGAUGGAGGGAUGGAGGAGCUCUAGGGUUCCCCGCUUUGCCCACCCUUUACUCUCUGCAGCUCUCAUCUCACGGGGAAGGCAGGGGCUGGUCAGGCCGCCCACCCGCCCGGGGAGGAGGGCAGGCAGCCGGCGCUGCUGGCGUGAGCUGCUUGAGUCCUCCCCUUCGCCCAAGAAGUCUCUUUUGUUUCCUCUGAUCAUAAUCAAGAGCUUUUGCACAGGUUCCUGGGGCUUCCUACCGAGGAGGUGUGUACUGGCCUUCUGGAAGGGGACGCUGCUCCCCAGCUGCCGCUACCCCUGGCAUCGCUCGCUCUCUGUAGCUGGCUGUCCCAAACCGAGGCGUGCACAGAGGUUUACAAAUUUUCUAAAGCUUUUGAUAAUGUGAAGCUCCUGGGUGAUGAGGUUGGUGGUGAGCACACUGCAGCUAUGUAAUUUUUUGUGUAUGUAUGUAAUAUUUAAGGGUAACAAAAUUUAAAAGGCUAAAACCUUAAAAAAAAAAAAUUAAAAACACACAAAAAAAGCCAAAGCAUGAUGCAUAUUGUUAGCCUUAAAACUGGCUACACGACUGUGUGAUGUACAAAUGAGAGUAGCCUGUAACUGGUUUAAGUGCUGGGGUUGGGGAAGAAGCAUUACAAAAUCAGUUUGUAGCCUUGAUUCUGUACAGUAUUUAAUGAAA